This is a messenger RNA of Volvox carteri f. nagariensis, 969 nucleotides long. RefSeq lists its product as uncharacterized. The transcript is spliced from 3 exons. NCBI's taxonomy places the organism in Eukaryota, Viridiplantae, Chlorophyta, Chlorophyceae, Chlamydomonadales, Volvocaceae. The coding region runs from base 1 to 969 and encodes 322 amino acids. The record is from RefSeq and is a predicted model, not a curated record.
AUGGGUGACUACGUGUAUUAUCGGAAUACCUCUGCUCGCGCCAGUUUGGAUCCUCACGCCAAGCCGGAUAUUCUGCGGGUUACUGAGGGUGUGGCUGUUAUGAGAGAGUCUAAGGGAAGAGGGCGCCGCACCACCUGGUCGCUGGGUGUAGCAUCGUAUGCUGGCCGCAGGGGAAGGUCCCACGUGUUUCAGGUAGUGUACGACAGUGGAGAAGUUGAGGUGGUUAGUGUGAGCGAGUUGUGCAAUCGUGUGGCCCCUACACACCCCUCUGCCAAGAAAGCGAUGGCGGGCAUCUCUGAGGCCAAUGAGCAUCCGUGCUCGGGCCCGUUCGAGCUUCACACGACCAAAGGGGUCAGCCAAGCUUUGGCCCGUGUGAUGCCGGGAGAGCACAAUCCAAGCAAAGUGAAGGCAUUGGUGACUGCCGGAUGUAAAGGUAUCAUGAGGAAGGAUCCUGUGAGGGCUGAGGAUGUUAGCGUUCUAACGCAAGCCAUCGCAGUUGGUUGUGUGGGAUCAGUGUUUAUCCCCUGGAAGUGGGAUGAGAAGGCAAUGCAGCAGUUGCGGGAUGGUGCCUGCACCGUUCGAUAUAUGCCCGAUAAGGCAACCCUCUAUGCGGCCCAGCCGCAGAGUUUUGCAAAGGCUCGUUCUGAUGGAGUCGCCAUGCCAAUCAUAGGGUUGGAUAUCUCUGAGGAGGUGAUGGACGUGGUGUUGCCGGUGGCAUAUCAGCAUGCUGAGGUAGCUGUCAUCGCUGCUGUGCCUCGCACUUAUAUCACACCGGCGGAUCCGGCAUGUUUGCAUUGGCUCCGUGCUGUGCAACGGGACGACCGUUUGAGUGUUUUGCAAAUAGGAAAGGGGCCCCGCCUUUUUUCCGGCUUUCUUGAAGCCGACACCCAACUUGUUUUUGUUAUGAUGCAAGGCCAAUCUGAGCAUCCCAGGUUACGCCUUUGCUGUGUUUCACUGCCACAGAUUUGA